Messenger RNA from Cavenderia fasciculata, 882 nucleotides. Its product is annotated as Erythrocyte band 7 membrane like protein. The transcript is spliced from 2 exons. The coding region runs from base 1 to 882 and encodes 293 amino acids. The record is from RefSeq and is a predicted model, not a curated record. Lineage: Eukaryota; Evosea; Eumycetozoa; Acytosteliales; Cavenderiaceae. Gene Ontology annotation, cellular component: plasma membrane.
AUGUUAAAAAGAGGAUUUAAACUUUCAAAUCAAUUAAUCAACAAGUCUACUAGUAGAUUGGCUACUGUAUCAUCAUCAACAUCAUUCACAUACAAUAACAAUAACAAUAAUAAUAAUGAUUUAACAUCAACUUCAUCAUCUUCUGCAUUUGGUAAAAGAUCAUUCUUUACAGUUAUCAAUCAAUAUGAAAAUGGAGUUACCUUUACAUUGGGUCGUUUAACAUCAGUCAAGGGACCAGGUAUUAGAAUCUUGAUUCCAAUGCUUCAAACAAUGGAGAUUGUCGAUUUGAGAACCACUAGUAUCGGUCUUGACAGACAAGAGAUCAUCACUCGUGACAAUAUCUCACUCGUUGUUGAUGCUGUCGUUUACUACAAAGUUAUCGAUCCUGAAAAGGCUGUUAUUAAAGUUGUCAAUCAUGACAAGGUCAUUAGUGAAUUAGCACAAGUAAAGAUUAGAGAGAUUUUAUCACAAAAUACAUUGGAUGAUGUAUUACAUAAUAGAGAAAAGUUUGGAUCAGAGAUUAUUGAACGUGUAAGAGAUAUUUCAGAGGAAUGGGGUGUUGUUGUUGAACGUAUCAAUCUCAAAGACAUCAAGUUUGAAGAGGGUAUGGUACGUGCUAUGGCUAAAAAGGCAGAAGCUGAAAGAUUGAGAGAGGCAAAGAUCAUCUCUGCCGAGUCGGAAGUACAAACUUCACAACAAAUCUUGGAAGCCGCCAGAAUGCUCGAAUGUUCACCAUUGGCAAUGCGUCUUCGUGAAUUGGAUUCACUCCAACAAAUCGCCAAGGAAUCAUCCAACAAAAUCAUCUUUGUUCCAACUAGUCUUUUUGGUUCUCUUCAUGCUGCUGGUGAAUUAGUAAAAGAAAUUGCUAAAGAUAAAAAGUAA